ACAGAGGACACCGGUGUGUGUCAGUAGUGUGUUUGUUGAACAUCAACAUGCUCUUCUUCAGUAAAACAUCAUGUAUUUAUUCUCACAUAUGUCUACUGACACACACGCAGCUCAACAUGGUGACUGCGCAGAGGUUUAGGAAGCUCUCUAACCAGCUCAGAGGCUUGUCUCAUGUGACCGGGCUUCCUCUGUUAAAUACACACACCUACCAGCCUCAACAUAAAUGGGUAGAGAGCAGAGGUGAUGCUGACCGGUGGAGGAGAACCAUCUAUCUGACAUCACCCAAACUAGAAGAAGCCACCUCGGUGCAGAUCAGCGAGCUGACAGAGGCAGCCUAUGAGAAGCUGGCUGAUGAGACGCUGGACGCUCUGGCUGUUUACUUUGAAGACCUGAUGGAGGAACCGUUCACUGGAACAGACUUUGAUGUUGUCAUCUCUAGUGGGGUACUGACAGUGAAGGUGGGUGGAGACCAUGGGACCUAUGUCAUCAACAAACAGACACCAAACAAACAGAUCUGGCUGUCGUCUCCAACCAGUGGACCAAAACGCUACGACUGGACGGGGAAACACUGGGUGUACAGUCACGAUGGCAUCAGCCUCCACCAGCUGCUGUCCAAAGAGUUCUCUCUCAUCUACAAUACCAAGAUGGAUCUAACUGACCUGCCCUAUUCCUGAUACAGCAGGCCUACCAGUGACUCCUGCCUACUGUUGUGAUUCAUGAAACCUGAGAGUACAUGGAAGACAGAGCACAGCAGUGAACAGAAGCCUUUAGAAGAGUAGUUUCAUAUAUUGACAUGUAUCUAUAUUUGUUACCUGUUCUGUUAUUUUCAGUGUAAUUAUGUAUGUCAUGAUAAUAAUGACACAUUAAAUAUUGGAAAACUUACAAAUACACUUUAACAGUAGAAUUCAGCCACUGAGCCACACACUCAUUCACAGCCUUUAUUUAUAUAUGUGUGUCUCCUCCAUGUCCUUAGUGUCCCACACUGUCCAAUCAAUUAACACGUGACCCUACUUCCACCGCAGUCAGCAUUAACAUGUUACCCCUAGCAACAUGAGUUUGAAUGCUUUACAGUGCAGGUGACCUUUUAAAACAUCUCAGCACAGUUCAGUAUAAACAUGUGAGAUCUGAUCGGUAUCCUAGCAACAUCCAUGUUAAUGUAAAUACUAUACUUAGAUAGCUAGCUGUUAACUGCAACAGCUGUUUUCACAGUGGAUAUAUUAUAUUUGAACUCAUCCAAUAUCAGGCAAGUCUUAGUUAAGUUCUAUUUGACUUAUUCAGCAUUGAUAGAGCAGAGAAGUUCGUCUUAUUGUUAGAAAACUAUGAUUGUGCUGAGUGGCAGAACAUUAAAACACAUUUCUGACAGAUGUUAAGUUGUACAGCUGUGUGGUGUCACUGUAGUCUAAGCUCUGUGAUUGGCUCACCUAAAUAUGAUGUCCUAUCCAAACUAAACAUGUACAUGGAACCUUACUCAUUGAUGUCUACAGCUGUUCUCCAGGGAGGCACCACCACCACUCCAUACACCCAAUACCAAUUGUGUGAAUGAAUCAA
This is a messenger RNA of Scomber japonicus (chub mackerel), 1548 nucleotides long. RefSeq names its product frataxin (gene fxn). Bases 48 to 674 code for a protein of 208 amino acids. The record is from RefSeq and is a predicted model, not a curated record. Gene Ontology annotation, cellular component: mitochondrion. NCBI's taxonomy places the organism in Eukaryota, Metazoa, Chordata, Actinopteri, Scombriformes, Scombridae. Gene Ontology annotation, molecular function: iron chaperone activity; ferrous iron binding; ferroxidase activity. Gene Ontology annotation, biological process: iron incorporation into metallo-sulfur cluster; intracellular iron ion homeostasis. The transcript has 6 exons.